AUGUUUUCUAUAGGGGAUACACAUUGGUAUGUUUCACUUUCUUUCAAGUCUUUCUUUGGAAUGUUCAAUUUAGCCAAAGGGUGCCGUUGUUUACAAUAUUUCCUUACUAACCAAUUAAAGAACACAAUUUCAAUAGACAAUAAGCGUUCUAAGAAUGUAAUUCUCUUGGUAUACAUCGAUGCAGAAACAGAAAUCUCAAUAGAAGUGGAAGAUUCAUCUUCAAGUGCAUAUUCAAAAAAUAUUGCUUCCAUAGAAUUUUAUUCCAAAGAUAGCUUUAAGAGGUGUUUAAAUUUGUUGAAUAAAAUGGGAGUUGUAUGGCGAAGGCAAAGACUCACAGCAGCAAAUUUACUCUCUGUGGAACGUGAAUCAGAAGUAGAUCUCAGUCACAUUAAAGAGCCCAAAUUCUUGGGCAGAAAUCAACAACUGGAGGAUAACAUGGAUAAAGAUAUCAGUGGACAGGCUGCAUUUAUUAAAAGCUCUCCGAGAAAUCUACCUAAAUUGAAACAUGAUACAAUAAUUUUCAGUCAACUUAUAAACCUCCAAUUUAACAGAAAAGAAUUUCUAAGACUGAAGUGUGAUAAUUUCCAAAGAUUUCAAAACUUACAACUAAAACAGCAAGAAGAGAUAGACUUACAACUUGAAAGCCUAGAAAAAGACAACAAAUCAAAGAAUGAGCUUCGAGCAGAAGAAUGUGAAGAGGAAUUGAGAAAUGUUCUUGAAAAAGUAGAUAGGUCGACUGACGAAUUUAAAGUCGGAGAACCCGUAAGUGACGGGUCCCCAAAUAUGGAAAGUUGCGUUGAAGUUUCUUCAAGAUUUCCCCGAGAAGCAUUAAAGCGAAAGUAUAAAAAGCCUGGUGUACAGAUAGAGUUGCAUAGUCCGAACAAGGUUGGAAAAUAUAUACCACAAGUACUAGCCGGGGCGAAUAAGGAAUCAGAGUUCAAUUUCUCUCCACCCCGAUAUACUACUCAUGCUCGAUUACCUACAACUAUGGUUCCUCCUGCUGCCAACUUCAAUAAACCAAUUUUUCCAUUGAUCCCUCGAACCAUGACUGGUGAAAAUGAAUUUAAACUACUAUGCCCGCAAAUUCAAUUCAAAACCAACAAUCCAUUGAGAUCGGAAAGGUCCUAUGCAAAUAAUUUAAUAAAUUCGAGAUACGGUGGAAAAUCUAUAGACUUUGAAUCAAUAGAAAAGUUAAAUUCAAAUUGCUUUUGA
Molecule: messenger RNA, 1212 nt
Organism: Dujonia railenensis
Lineage: Eukaryota; Fungi; Ascomycota; Pichiomycetes; Serinales; Debaryomycetaceae
Source: the annotation of a GenBank genome assembly